GAGCUGUGAAGCACGGCAAAAUCCCGGUACCAAUGACGCGCGACACGUGAAAGCGGCCGCGUGUGUUUGCUUUUCCCUGAAUGACAACCCAGCUCAGCCGCCUCUGUCUCAUACUAAUCAUGAUAAAUGCUAGUUCUCAGAUCGUUGCAAUAGCAGAGACAAGAUCAUGCAAAGCGAUGUUGCCGUUGAAUUGCCAGCCACUGUUAGCUUCCAAACUGAAAAGUGAUUCUCUCCUUGCCUCCCUUCGUUAUUAUAGUACAGCUCUCUCCCGUUGCCAAGUGCAGCCACGGAACUCUUUUCAGUCAGCUGUGUUUCUUGUUCUGAUUGCAUCCUCAGCCUCAUCUUCUCUUUUUAGAUGUCAGUCGUUUCUUAUUGGUCAUAAAUCUAAUCUCUCAGCCAUCAGCGGAGGAAUUGGUCCUUGAUAAUCCAGACGUCGAGUUGUUGUGCAUGCAGAGAGAUACUUCAAAGGGUUCUCCUCAGCACAGGGAUGAUUUCCACCCUUAAUCAUACCAUCGUUAUCAUGUCAACACA
Molecule: messenger RNA, 531 nt
Organism: Hyaloscypha bicolor E
Lineage: Eukaryota; Fungi; Ascomycota; Leotiomycetes; Helotiales; Hyaloscyphaceae
Exons: 1
Coding region: 81-422 (113 amino acids)
Source: RefSeq, a predicted model, not a curated record